UCGCUGUGCUGAGUGCACGCACGUCGCGAGCGCUCUUAUGCCAGCCCCAUUCCAGUGGCUUACCGUUGUUGUCACCAUAACCCAACUGUUGUAUAUACUUUUACAAGCGAAACAUUAUCGUUUAUUACUCUCAUUAUACAUAUUUUGGACAGUGAACUAGUGACUGCAAUAAUUGCACAGCCCGGUAAAAUGACACGCUGAUCAAAUAAUGUUCAGUUGUAUUUGUUAAAAAGUUGGAGAAAUGUAUCCGUGUUGAAAUUGCGAUCGCAACAUUGUGGAGCAAAAGAGCAGCGGCCGGCAAUGUACGCCAUGUCGACGGCGUCUACAACGACGUCAGGUUCGCGUGCCGAGCUCACCGCGACCACAGCAUCGGCAGAGCGACGCGUGCGCGUUGUCCGGCUCCUGCGCCCGCGCAAGGCUGCCCCGGCUUUCGGCUUUUCUUUGAGAGGCGGGAGGGAAUAUGCUACGGGCUUUUUCAUUUCAAAAGUAGACCUGAAUUCUGAGGCACAUCUUCAGGGAUUAAAGGUGGGGGAUCAAGUGGUGAGUGUGAACGGUUACCGGGUCGACGAUGCCGUGCACGCGGAACUCGUCCAUUACAUCACCUCACAGUCUAGGCUCAAAAUUAAAGUCAGACAUGUGGGGAUGGUUCCAAUAAAAGAGAAAGAACACGAACCUCUGUCGUGGCAAUUCGUUUCGGAACGGACAUCGCUAGCUUCAGAUGUGUCUUCGUCGCCGACGCUGUGUCACAACACAGAGCACCUUGCAGACUUGCGUUUGUCAAUACUGGUCCCCCCACGGGCAAAGCUCGGUUGUGGAAUCUGUAAGGGACCUGAUUGGAAGCCUGGAAUUUUCGUUCAGUUCGUGAGAGAAGGCGGCAUUGCUCGUGAAGCAGGUUUGAGGCCUGGCGAUCAAAUAUUAUCCUGUAAUGGCAACGACUUCGCUAAUAUAUCAUUUAAUGAGGCCAUAUCCGUGAUGAAAGCGAGUGGGCGACUUGAACUCAUAAUUCGAGAGGGUGCCGGUACAGAGCUGGUGUCACCCGAAAGUUCUGGCUACAACAGCUCCGCGUCAUCGGCUGCUGGGGAAAGGAGUCCAGCGCCAGCGGCACCUGUCAUCCCCCUCGCUCCGCCAGCUGCACUGCGAAGAAGACUUGCUAGUGUGGCGGAAGAAGCUGCAGACAGAGCAGAUAGGUUGACUAUGAACAGAAUGAAAAGAAGGACAUGGGAUACCUUAGAAUUCGACUGGAAAAAGGACGACAUUCACAAUUUUGACGCGCCUUCCGACAUAGAACCCGAUUACGAUAGCCCUAGUAUACCAAAUAAUCCUCAUACGUACGAAAGUAAAUCUAACAUUAAAUGCAAAACAAAAACAGAAUUCGAAACGACAACUAAAAUAUCGAGUCCACGAAAUAGAACUAUAAUAAACUUGACGGAAGAUGGCGCUACGAUACAGUGCAGUUACGAUAAUAAUAAUCCUAGAAAAAAUAUGUAUGCAACAACCCAAACGAAUAGAGAUAAUGAAAAGAAAACUAUAGUUGUAGAGGUUCACCAUAUGAAUACGACUUCGUGUGGUAAAACACAUUGUAAUAAUUAUAAUCCGCCUUCCAAAAAAGAGGUUGAUGAGGAUUCCACUAGCAUAUCCAGCUCAGCUACAUUGUCAAGUGCCAUUGCCGAAGAAAUAGAAAGAAGAAAAUUGAAUAAGAAACCAUUGCCUGAAAAGGAAACUCGCCCGUGCAUAAUCAAGAAACCCAACGUUCCAAAGGCGAUGGAUAACGACCAAAAAAAGCACCAUGACGCUUUGAUGGAUGAAUUUAAGAAGGUCCAUAGGAAAAUGUUUGCCAAUCUAGAAUCAAUGAACCGAGAGGUACAUAAUAAAGAAAAUCAGCCAGAUAAUUUGGACCGCCAAUGUAGUGUGCCGAUAAGAAAAGCUGACCACGUUUCAACGGAUUUUGCGAAUGGCAAAGAACCAUUAGAAAAACGGGAACCCAUAAGAAAACCGCCACCGCCGCCGCCACCUCCAAUGCCGAUCUCAAACGGCCAUAAAAAUGGAGAUAACAACAAAAUGGAUGGGCAUCAUGCUCUAAACCCUGAUGAUACGGAUAUUAUAAAAAUACCUAAUUUAAGAAAAGUGGCAACACUUAGCAGGAUACCUACCCCUGAUUAUAACAACAAAACUGAUUUUUCACUAAAAGGGAAGAAUUUAAAAGAAGAAAAUGCUGAAGUAGAAUCUUUGGAAUCUUAUAAACUCAAAAAUCCACUAAAUGUGACUCCUAAACCACCAUCGAAUUAUUUUAUUAAAGCACCGAAUGGUUCCGCGACGAUGAAAAAACACGCUAGACCAGUAUCAGUAACAAUAGGCGAAUAUGCCAACAACGUAGGAAGAAAAGAACCGUCCAAGUUAGAUUUCUUAAAUGGUGAUAAAACAGAUCCUAGAACACCUGACGAUGAACCAAUUACUAGUAGAUUACAAUCAGAAUUGGCUCUUACACUUUCUAGAUCAAAUCUACGUAAAAAGACUGAGGCUUUAGAUCAUGCUUGUAGUAAUCCUGUAAUAAUAACAAUCAAUUCCAAAGAUGAGAAUUUUUACGCUAGAUACGGCAAUAAUAUUUUGCCGCUACCUCCUCCGAUAACAAUACCCAAAGUCUCCAAACCUAAACAUUGAAUUCUAACAUACUGCUAUUUAGGUAUAUUAAAAAGCUGGUGAUGGAGGCCGAUAGAAGAUACUUCAAAAUUAUAAAAUGAAACUAAGGAAAUUAUAUUUAGCUAUGUUCUAUAAUCCGUGAAUAACAGAAUGUCUAGAUAUCUUGUUUUAAACUUUUUAUCUUUAAAUGUUAGUGAGUGAUUUUACUUUGAGAUCGCUAUUAUUUCAUAUAACAAACAUUUUUAUAUAUUACAUUACCUACUGGACAAGUAUUGUUAAGUUUGUCAAAAUUUAAAUCUGACUACGAUCACGACGAAUAGGUACCUAAUACCUAGGCUUGUGUAUCUGUGCUUCUGUGCAUAGGUAAUUCUCAAAAAUUCGAUGUAGCUAUUAUACUUGAGACGACUAUGUCUUAUGUUUACAAAAUAGGAAGGGACCUAUCUAGACAUUCUUAUCUGCGUGGACUAUACCUACAAGUUACAACUCGAGUAUGUACGUAGAUUUAGGUAUGGCCAAAUGUGAUAACUUUUAAGUAACGGGCACCCGUAUAACCCGUGUCACAGAAAAAAAAAUCUUCAAAAUAUAAUUAUUGAACAACAUGCCAAAUCUAUUAUUUUGUAAAAUGUUUCAUUUUCACAGUAAGUGUUUGGUAUCUAUAUUACUUAAACCUAAUUAUUAUUGUGAUUCGUAUAUUACUAGGAUUUAUAUUCUUUAAGAUAGUAAUUAAUUUAGUUGAGUGUUGAUAUUUAACCAUAUGAUGUGUCAAGUGUUGUUUAUAAAUUAUGUAUUACAGUUUAAAAACAAA
Pararge aegeria (speckled wood butterfly) is the source of this 3442-nucleotide messenger RNA. RefSeq lists its product as uncharacterized. Bases 301 to 2658 code for a protein of 785 amino acids. Gene Ontology annotation, molecular function: protein binding. Gene Ontology annotation, biological process: rhabdomere development. Gene Ontology annotation, cellular component: stereocilium tip; cilium; plasma membrane. NCBI's taxonomy places the organism in Eukaryota, Metazoa, Arthropoda, Insecta, Lepidoptera, Nymphalidae. The transcript is spliced from 13 exons. The record is from RefSeq and is a predicted model, not a curated record.